GAAGGUUUCGAGUUUGAAAAGCCAGCCGAAGGAGGCGAUGCUGCUGAUGCGGAACAACGCAAUGUGCUAAUGGCAAAAAGAAGUGUUCUGGAAAUCGAGUCUUCCUUGGCACAAACAUUGCUUCAAGCGGCAGACGAGACGGACUUCAUUACAGCAUUUGAAUCACUGAAAUGGAUGAGUAUUUCAUCGAUUGAUUUUCAAAUUCGCAUUUUACCUCAAAGGGCUUUGACCAGCUUCCUGAAAAUGCUUUUGGUCGUUUUGAGGAGUCAUCGCGAUUUUGAGCUCGUGCAAUCAUAUUUAGCGGCUUUCCUAAGAAUACAUCGAAAUAAGCUGUGGACUAGUGAUGCUGAAGCGGAGGAUCUGGAGAAGACGCUCGAUGAAUUGAGAAAUGAAUUAAGGAGCAGCUGGGAAAGGAUGGAUCAGCUGUUGCUGGAUAAUGCAUCCAUGAUACAGUGGAUUAAAACAGCCCUGUUGUAA
Messenger RNA from Gongylonema pulchrum, 477 nucleotides. The record is from the annotation of a GenBank genome assembly. Lineage: Eukaryota; Metazoa; Nematoda; Chromadorea; Rhabditida; Gongylonematidae.